Molecule: messenger RNA, 2124 nt
Organism: Priapulus caudatus
Lineage: Eukaryota; Metazoa; Priapulida; Priapulimorpha; Priapulimorphida; Priapulidae
Product: fibropellin-1-like
Biological process (GO): heterophilic cell-cell adhesion; establishment or maintenance of epithelial cell apical/basal polarity
Cellular component (GO): protein-containing complex; plasma membrane
Molecular function (GO): calcium ion binding
Source: RefSeq, a predicted model, not a curated record
AGUCGGGUGCCGGCAGUCUGUCAGACUACGUGUCGUGUGAGAAACACCUAUGGAAGCUUCCAUUGCAACUGCAUCCAAGGCUACGAGGGUGAUACGUGUGAGGCCCGGGUGAGUGAAUGUGCGAGCACGCCCUGUAUGUUCGCGGGCACGUGUGUGGACACGCCGGCUGGAUACCGCUGCAUCUGCAGGCUGGGAUUCACCGGCGACCACUGCGAGGGAGUGGAAGAGAGCUGCGGUGCAGACAACCCGUGCAGCGAGAACGCCAUCUGCAUUCAGAACGAUGCCGGUAAAAGACAAUGCUUCUGUAAAGAUGGAUACUAUGGCCUCUCCUGUCAGUACGAAGUCAACGAAUGUGCAUCGUCACCGUGCUACAAUGGCGCUACCUGCUUUGACGGGAGCGGAACAUAUCGAUGCUAUUGUCCUCCAGGUUACACGAGUGCCGACUGUUCGGUUGACAUUGACGAGUGUAGGAGCGCCCCCUGUAGGAACGGUGGCACGUGCGCGGAGCCCGCAGUGGGAGAGUUCACAUGCGAGUGCGCGGCAGGCUGGACUGGCGCCACCUGCGGGGAUAACGUGGAUGAUUGCGCGGCGCGGCCGUGUAACGUGACGCACACACGGUGUAUCGAUGUCGUCGAUAGCUUCAGGUGUGUGUGUCCCGAUGGAUUCGCAGGACCACUGUGCGACACACCAAUAGACUACUGCGUUGACCUUUCUCCGUGCAUGAACGGUGGCACAUGCCUGACAACUGCAUUAGGAUCUUACUCCUGCAGGUGUCGCUAUCCGUACGAUGGUGAAAAUUGCGAGGAGGACGUCGAUCCGUGUUUUACCUCCAUCUGUGCCAAUGGUGCCACCUGCAAUAACAAUCCGCUAUCACCACGUGGUUUCACAUGUUAUUGUCCACCAGGAUUCAUAGGUGACACUUGUGAGAUAGACGUGUUUGACUGCUUAUCCUCACUGUGUCGCAAUGGAGCUACGUGUAUAGAGGGCGCCGGUGGGCAGGUGUUUUGCGCGUGCGCCGACGGCUAUGAGGGCGAGCGAUGUGAGAGCAGGGCGACAAACUGCAGUGGCGCCCCCUGUGCUAACGGCGGCCAUUGCACGGCGACUGACGUCGAUCCAGGCUACGUGUGUGAGUGUCCACCGGGUUGGGAGGGCGCCACCUGCCAGCGUGACGUGAAUGAGUGCAAGAUGGCGUCACGUGCAGCAAUGCGUCACUGCGUGAACACUCCGGGUGGCUACGCGUGUCUCUGCGCCAUAUGGACGGGUCAACACUGUGAAGUGGACAUUGAGGAAUGUCAUGGGCAUGCCUGCAUGUAUGGGCAGCUGUGUGGAACAGCAAGGUAUGCCAUGCACGGGCGGUCUGACAUAUACUGGAGGGACUACGCGUGUGAAUGUCUGGAUGGAUACACCGGCUUGAACUGUGAGAGUGAAUUGGAUGAAUGUGAGAGCAGCCCCUGUAAGCACAACAGCACCUGCGUGGAUGGUCUGGCUUCAUACACCUGCGUGUGCGCAGCAUCAUUUGCAGGGCAACACUGUGAGAAUUCCGUAGAUGCAUGCACCAGUAAGCCCUGCCUGCGUGGAACCUGCCUCUCACUGCCUGACGGCACCUACAAGUGCUCCUGUGACUGGGGGUUCACAGGUCCGGACUGUGACACAGAACUACUCGAGACGUCAACCUAUGUGGAGACGAGCAGUGAGGGUGACAAUGACAGUGACAGUGGUAGCACGUGCGAGCGGGGCUGCGUCAACGGAGGCACGUGCGUGAUUACUGCCACGGGGGCUGCGUGCCACUGCACCCACGAUUUCACUGGUGACAGCUGUGAGCGUGUGCGGGGAUGCGCGUCUAGCCCCUGCGCAAACGGCGCCACCUGCAUUGACAAUGCUUCCGUCGCCCCGUGCGCAGACGGUGGCUCCACCUGUGUGGAUACAAUUCCGGGUGUUGUUGGCGAUGAAGAUUUUUACUGCAACUGUUCAGAGGGAUACACAGGUGCGUUGUGCAGUGAAGAAGUGUCUGUGGAUUUCUGCGCGGUGGGACCCUGCGUUCAUGGUGACUGUGUCAACCUAAAUAACUCUUACAGCUGUCUCUGCUAUCUGGACUUUAGCGGUGAGUCUUAUAUGCAGGCAUGA